CAGUAUUCAGUAGGAGUCCGAGUGUGGAGUUGGUUUAUCAUGGCCGCCUGACCGAUUCCAAUUCAGAUCGUACUGUUUUCCUCUAGCUUUUUCUCUACUAAGGGACCGCGAAACUCUAAAACGCUGCAGAUUUUCUCAUAUUUUAUUUAACUUCUUAAAGGAUUUACCAUUCAUGUCAAUGCUCAAAUAUGCAGCCUCCACCGAGAAAGGUAAAAGUCACCCAGGAGCUGAAGAACACUCAUGUUGAGCAGAUGACCAGGCUCCACAUCAAGCACCAGACAGAAUGUGACUUACUGGAAGACAUGAGGACUUACAGUCAGAAGAAGGCAGCCAUAGAAAAGGACUGUGCGCAGGCCCUGCAGAAGUUGGCGAGUCAGUACUUAAAGCGGGACUGGCCUGGCGUCAUCGCCGAUGAGAGAACUGAUUAUAGGAAUGUUUAUGCUGUGUGGAAGGCCUACCUGGAGGGCACUGUGCAGGUGACCCAGUCUCGCAUCAACGUCUGUGAAAACUACAGGAAUGAGAUUUCAGACCCGGCCAAGACCGUCAAGCUCUACAAGGAGCAGCAGCUGAAGAAGUGUAUCGACCAGCUGACCCGGAUCCAGAUGGAGCUCCAGGACACGGUGAAGGAUCUGGCCAAGUCCAAGAAAAAGUACUUGGAGAUGGAGCAGAUGGCUCAGGCUGUGAGAGAGAAGGCUGAUAUCGAGUCCAAGUCCAAGCUGAGCCUGUUUCAGUCCCGGAUAAGUUUACAGAAAGCUAGCGUGAAGUUAAAAGCCAAGAGGAACGACUGCAACUCGAAAGCCACCCAUGCCAGAAACGACUACCUUCUCACACUAGCUGCAGCCAACGCACACCAAGACCGGUACUAUCAGACUGACCUGAUCAACUGUAUCAAGGCCCUGGAUGGAAGCAUCUACGAUCAUGUGAAGGAUUAUUUGAUAUCGUUGUGCCGGACAGAACUGGAGGCAUUCCAGGCCAUCCACAAUACGUUCCAGUUCCUCCUGGAGAAGUCCAGCAGAGUGAUGCAGGACUUUAAUCAGCAGCUGUUCAUGCAGGAGAAUCCCAUCUUUCAUAAAGCACAGUCCUUCCAGUUUCAGCCCAGUGACAGUGACACGAGCUUAAGCGGCAUCCAGCAGCUGGUGGACAUCGAGCCCUCAGCCGUCAGUGCCAUGAAAAUGACCUUGGCACAGAGCGGGAAGUUGGAGUCGGAGACGGGCACCACAGAGGAGCACAGCCUGAACAAAGAGGCCCGCAAGUGGGCGACCCGCAUGGCCAGAGAGCACAAGAACAUCAUCCACAACCAGAGGACACUGGAAGAGUGUGAGACUCAUGGGGUCCUGCCUUCAGAGCAGAGUCGCAAUGAACUGGAGCUGAAGAUUGAGGAGGCCAAGGAGAGUAUCCGAAAAGCAGAGACGGUGAAGCUGAAGGCUGAGGCUCGGCUGGACCUGCUCAGACAGGUGGGCGUGUCUGUGGACACCUGGCUGAAGAGCGCCAUGAACCAGGUGAUGGAGGAGCUGGAGAACGAGCGCUGGGCCACCCUGCCCUCGCUGACUACCCACGAUCCUUCACUCUCGGCAACGGCUGAUUUCGAGAGGGAGGAAGGCGAGGAGUUUGAGGACAACAUGGAGGUGUUCGAUGACAGCAGCUCCAGUCCGUCUGGCACUCUCCGCAACUACCCCCUCACCUGCAAGGUGCUCUACUCCUAUAAGGCUUCCCAGCCAGAUGAGCUGACUAUCGAGGAGCAGGAAGUGCUGGAAGUCAUUGAGGAUGGGGACAUGGAGGAUUGGGUGAAGGCCAGGAAUAAGACGGGCCACGUGGGCUACGUUCCAGAGAAGUACCUGCAGUUCCCCACCUCCAACAGCCUCCUCAGCAUGCUGCAGUCACUGGCCACCCUCGACGCUCGAUCCCACACCUCCAGCAACUCCACCGAGCCUGAGCUGGCCUCAGGCAGCAUGAACGGAGACGCCAACUUGAGCUUUGUGAAGGCCAUGUAUGACUACGAGGGCCAGACGGAUGAUGAGCUGUCCUUCCCUGAGGGAGCCAUAAUCCGCAUCCUCAACAAGGACAACCAGGAGGACGACGGCUUCUGGGAGGGCGAGUUCAACGGCCGCGUGGGCGUCUUCCCUUCUGUCCUGGUGGAGGACCUGACCGCCUCAGAAAAUGGAGACACACCGUGGUGCCCUGACACGCAGCAGGUGUCUCCCUCCCAGCAGCCUCACCCCUCUCUGCCCCCGCUGCCCCUGUACGACCAGCCGCCGUGCAGCCCCUACACCAGCCCCGAGGGCGGCCAUGCCCCCGCCUUCCCCCGCUCGCCCUCCGUCAACGGAGACCACAAGCUGACGCCCACGUCGCACAAGCCUCCCCCCCACAAUCACAGCAGCAGUCUGAGCUCGGACUCCACAGGUUUCUCCCAGCAGCCCCUGCGGUUCACCCCCGAUGGAGGACCCGGGAAGCUACGGCCUGUGCGCGCGGCACCUCCUCCCCCGAAACAGCAUCCCCGCAGGCAGGUGGAGAAGACGGAGGAGGUGGAGAUCACUUUGGUGUGAGAGGCUUCGCCCACGGAGUGGACCGCACCCGGACCCCGCCCCCUCGCUCCUCACUGCAGGAGGCGCGGGGGGUCUCACGCCACAGGCAACACCUCCCCCCAGAGCAGAGGGGGAGCUGAGCUCCCCUCC
Messenger RNA from Conger conger (European conger), 2672 nucleotides. Its product is annotated as F-BAR and double SH3 domains protein 2-like. Bases 189 to 2543 code for a protein of 784 amino acids. Gene Ontology annotation, biological process: regulation of actin filament polymerization; neuromuscular synaptic transmission. The record is from RefSeq and is a predicted model, not a curated record. Lineage: Eukaryota; Metazoa; Chordata; Actinopteri; Anguilliformes; Congridae. The transcript has 21 exons. Gene Ontology annotation, cellular component: recycling endosome; neuromuscular junction. Gene Ontology annotation, molecular function: protein binding.